Nicotiana tabacum (common tobacco) is the source of this 1490-nucleotide messenger RNA. The record is from RefSeq and is a predicted model, not a curated record. Lineage: Eukaryota; Viridiplantae; Streptophyta; Magnoliopsida; Solanales; Solanaceae.
AUUGAUUACCUUUCAUAAUUCAUUAACCAUUCAUAAUCUUUAGCUAUGGUGUUGGUUUAUACUUGUCAGCCAGACCAAGUUACAGGGAAUAUUAUGGGCUGCGGCGGCAGAAAGAGGAAGAUCUCGAUUACGAACUUUGAUGCUAAAAAGGAGUUGGAAAAGGACGACAACAAAAAGCUUCGGGCAGCGAUGCUUAAGCAACGCUACGUUGAUUUGAUAUUGAAAUCCCAGCAACAAGAGUUGGAUGAAAAAGAGAAGAAAACUGACCUGUGGGAGAAGCGGUUCCAAGAAGCGUUAGCAAAGUCUCAGCGGAAGAGAGAACGAAUGGCGGCCCGGUUCGCUAUUGAUAAAAUCAAAAGGACCGUCGACUUUGACGAUAAUCUGCAGGCUGAGAGAGAUUUCUUGAUCAUGACCGGUGGCGCAACAAGUUAUUGUUUGUUCUAUAGGAGUGCAGUGUAUUCAGACGUGAACUCCUUUUUUUUGUAUGCCGGCGAUCUGUUGGAGGUUAUUACAUACACUUUGCACUCUCUCAACCCCAAGUCUACGUGAUGGUUUAGUGCUGCAAUUGUUUUAGUCAUUGACGUGGGUGAAGUAGAAAUCUGCCCUGCUUUAUUAUCCGCUACAGUCUGAAGAAGGUUUUGAUUUUAGAUUGGAUGUUGGCGCCUCGUGAUUGGAUAUAGAGUUGAUAAUAUAGAUCAAUAAAUUGGCAAGGGACAGAAAUGAGUGUACGUGAUUGUGGUUCCCCAAGGGUCGUACGUGAGUAAGCCUUUUGGACCCUCACUAGACUGAAUAAGGAUGAGUCCCUGUUUUGGUUCGAGGGUGAUGUAUGCUGAAACAGCCAUCUGCAUUUGACUACGGUCUAACAAAAUAAUAAACGAAUAAGGCAACUUUCUUACAUGCAUUGCCAACGGAUUGAACUUGGACACACCAUGUAUAUUAUCUGGGACAAUGGGAUAUGAGUCCACCACAACAGAGGCAGCGUAUGAGCUAAAAUGUUAAAUCCAUAUCCGAUUGAAUGCUAAGCCUUCUGCACCCAUUCGUUCCUCCAAUUACUUGAGGACUAUAUUUCUACUGUUAAACCAGGAACUUGGUUGCUUAAUUGAAAGUCGACGAUUGAGGCCUUUGAAUGACUUUUUCAAAAUAUCCAUUCUCACUCAUAGCUGGGGCAGGUGAUACCUAAUUCAUGUACAUGUAUUAUAUUUUAGCAGUACGCUUUCAUUGGACUUGAUCCUCUUAUGCCCCUCGCACAUUCUGAAGACAGAGAACUAGCUACAUUUCAGUUGAUCCGGCCUGAUCCAAUGCCCUUCUAUGGAACAUCUGAGAUUCUGAAUAUUUUUUCAAGGAGUGCAUUCGUCUUUGCAAAUCAAAUCCAAUAUAUGGAGGCUUGUCACAUAUACUUCAAUCUUUAGUUCAGCUCUUCAAGAUGACCGGCUGUGCUAAGGUGACUUGUCAAUGAUCGCAAUGUGAUGGCAGGUCAUGCUGCUCCCAAC